Molecule: messenger RNA, 1242 nt
Organism: Heterobilharzia americana
Lineage: Eukaryota; Metazoa; Platyhelminthes; Trematoda; Strigeidida; Schistosomatidae
Source: the annotation of a GenBank genome assembly
AUGAUCUCAUUAAGGCAAAACAAGAUUAUUGUUCGGAUGUCAACAUCAUCGUAUAGCAAAAUGGGUAGGAAGACAGGCGAAUCAACUUCUACAAAUUCAAGUCAUCGGAUUAAAUCCUCAUCGUCUUCAGGGGACUCAAGUGAGACACCAAAACCACACGGGAUAUAUCGAUUCCUACGAAGACAUCACUCAUCCAAUAGUCGCCAUCGUCCAAACUACGACAAUAAGAAAGUAAAGGCUUUCUUGGAAGAAGCCAAGAAGGAGUUUCUUGAAAAAUGGGAGAAACCUUCUCAAAACACGGCUACUUUGGACUCUUUUGAUCGCAUCAAAACAUUAGGUACUGGCUCUUUUGGACGCGUGAUGCUCGUCCAGCACAAAGUCAGUAAGGAAUACUAUGCCAUGAAAAUAUUGGACAAACAAAAGGUGGUCAAAUUGAAACAAGUGGAGCAUACUCUGAAUGAAAAACGCAUUCUACAAGCAAUUUCUUUCCCAUUCCUCGUACGUCUGGAUUAUCAUUUCAAAGAUAACAGCAACUUGUAUAUGGUAUUAGAAUUUGUGAAUGGUGGAGAAAUGUUCUCACAUUUGAGACGUAUCGGUCGUUUCAGUGAAAGUCAUUCGAGAUUCUAUGCCAGUCAAGUUGUAUUGGCUUUUGAAUAUUUGCAUCACUUGGAAUUAGUCUACAGAGAUUUGAAACCUGAAAAUAUUCUCAUUGAUCAGUAUGGAUAUUUAAAGAUAACAGAUUUUGGUUUUGCUAAGCGCGUGAAAGGUAGGACGUGGACACUUUGUGGUACACCUGAAUAUUUAGCACCGGAGAUUAUUUUAAGCAAGGGCUACAAUAAAGCAGUGGACUGGUGGGCGCUUGGUGUUCUGGUCUACGAAAUGGCAGCUGGUUAUCCACCAUUCUUUGCUGAUCAACCAAUUCAAAUCUAUGAACGUAUUGUAUCUGGAAAAGUUCGUUUUCCAUCUCACUUUAGUUCAGAUUUAAAAGAUUUACUUAGAAAUCUUUUACAAGUUGAUUUAACUAAACGUUUUGGAAAUUUAAAGAAUGGAGUCAAUGAUAUUAAAACACAUAAAUGGUUUGCCACAACUGACUGGUUUUCUAUCUACAAGCGAGAUAUUGAAGCUCCGUUCACUCCUAAAUGUUCUGGAGCUGGUGAUGCGAGUAAUUUCGACGAUUAUGAAGAAGAACCUUUACGCAUAGCAACGACGGAAAAGUGUGCAAAAGAAUUCAGCGAAUUUUAA